Molecule: messenger RNA, 1759 nt
Organism: Girardinichthys multiradiatus
Lineage: Eukaryota; Metazoa; Chordata; Actinopteri; Cyprinodontiformes; Goodeidae
Gene: noc4l
Product: nucleolar complex associated 4 homolog
Exons: 15
Coding region: 26-1606 (526 amino acids)
Biological process (GO): ribosome biogenesis
Cellular component (GO): Noc4p-Nop14p complex; small-subunit processome; nucleolus
Source: RefSeq, a predicted model, not a curated record
CGCGAACGCACCACAUACAACAAACAUGGCGCCGACCAAAAAGCGCAACGUGAGUUCAAAAUCUAAUGCAAAAAGGGAUAAAAUCGAUUUGGAAGGUGUCGUUGAGCGUAUACUUGAAAGCAGAAAGCAUGCCAACGACGUUUUUGACAUUCUCGAGUUCCUUCAGUCAGAAAAAGAGGAGGAUGUUUUCUGCGCUGUUAAUGCCUGCUGCAAGCUGUUCUGCACAUUGUUGGAGAGAAAGGAUCUAUUUAUUGGAAAGCUUCCUGGGGAGGAUGCGUCGUUGAACGGUGGACACAGCGCUGAGAUGAAGUACAAGAUUUUCAUGCGACACCGUUACAACAGCUGUGUGGAGAUUAUGCUGGAGCAUCUCAACCAUGAAACACAUGAAGUUAAGGAAAGUGCCCUGUGCUGCCUGAUGAAAUUUGCUGAAGGGCAAGGACAGCAUCCUCUGGAAGAUCUGGACUGGAGUGAACAUUUCAGCUUCCCAAGAGAACUGAUCCAAGCAGUGGUGCACAACCUUCUGUCUCAGAGCUCAGACAACUCCCUGCUGAUCUCCAGGUUCCAGGAGUUCCUUGAGAUGGAAGAUGUACGUUACUACGUGAUAAGCUCCAUCCGUGAAAAUGUGGCCACAGUCAUGGAAAAAAACAAAGGGGCUGUCCUGCUUGUAUAUCAGUCCAAUGUGUUCAUUCUCAUGUCCAACAUUAAUAUGCCGAGCCAGAACUCUGAGCUUACCAACUUCAUGGUCAAACAGGAAGCCAAGCAUGAAGAUUGGAAGGCAGCAAAGCUCAAUGACCACAAACGGGCCUUUGAGAGAAUGUGGCUCAGUUUUCUCAAGUAUAAGUUGCCUAACAGUAUGUAUAAGAAGGUGUUGGUGAUCCUUCAUGAGUCCAUCUUGCCACACAUGAGCAAACCCACACUAAUGAUUGACUUUUUGACAGCUGCCUAUGAUGUUGGUGGAGCAAUCAGUCUGCUGGCUCUAAAUGGCCUGUUUGUGCUCAUUCAUCAACACAACCUAGAUUAUCCUGAUUUCUAUAAAAAGUUGUAUAAUCUUCUUGAGCCGUCUGUUUUCCAUGUGAAGUACAGAGCACGCUUCUUUCAUCUGGCCAAUCUUUUCCUUAGCUCCAGUCAUCUGCCAGUCUACCUGGUGGCUGCGUUUGCCAAACGCCUGGCUCGCCUGGCUCUUUCAGCUCCACCCACAGCUCUUCUCAUAGUGCUGCCCUUCAUCUAUAAUCUGAUCCGACGCCAUCCAUCCUGCAGAGUUCUGAUUCACAAGCCCACCUUAGAAGAUGAGCUUCUUGAGGAUCCGUAUGUGAUGGAAGAAGAGGAUCCAGCUCUUUGUCAUGCCUUAGAUAGCAGCCUGUGGGAAAUUAAGACACUGCAGAGGCAUUAUCAUCCCGAUGUGGCCAAAGCUGCGAUGUUGAUCAACACACCUCUAUCAGAGCAAGAAGAUGACAUCAGUGAGGUGCUGGAGAUAACUGCUUAUGAGCUGAUGGAGCGAGACCUGAAGCUGUCUCAGGGCAAGGGGGCUCCGCUGGAGUUUGAAACAGCUACACAUUUACUAAAAGGAGGUGGAGAAGUGUUGGGACAACACUUUUGUCUAGUUUAAAAGAUUAUUAAAGAAUACUCCAUUGUGUGUCACUUUCUUUAUGCUGGUAAGGUUUUGUGGAUGAAUGCCUGAAGUGGUUUGUAGUCAUGCAGGAGUAUAGACAGACUUCAUGUACAAAACUGCCAUAUAAAUAAAGCUUUUUUUUAAAUUAGA